Molecule: messenger RNA, 2535 nt
Organism: Trichoderma virens Gv29-8
Lineage: Eukaryota; Fungi; Ascomycota; Sordariomycetes; Hypocreales; Hypocreaceae
Exons: 6
Source: RefSeq, a predicted model, not a curated record
UACAGUGCCUUGUCCUAUGUAUGGGGCCGUCCGGAAAAACAACACAUCAUCUCAAUUGGUAGCCACAGUCUCUCUAUUACGGCGAAUCUGCACGCAGCCCUCUUGCGCCUUCGGGAUAGAUUUUUAGAGCGCAUUAUAUGGGUUGAUGCAAUUUGUAUUGACCAAGAAAACCUGGAGGAACGGGGGAGCCAAGUGCAGUUGAUGGCAAGGAUCUACCACAUGGCCAGCUGUGUUAUUGUUUGGCUGGGGGAGUUCGAAUCCAAUAGCGACCGAGCAAUCGAGGGAAUCAAUGCAGCUGCUGAUGGACAGCAUAUCGAGAAUGACCAAAUAGUUCAUCAAGCAGUCGUUCUGUUACUGCAGCGGGAGUGGUUUAAGCGCAUAUGGGUUCUUCAAGAAGUUGCCGCGGCACGAAGUGUCCUUUUGAUCUGUGGUCCCACGGAGAUUGAUGGAUAUAUAUUCUGCUUGGGUUUGAAAGCUUUAAACAUUGCCUAUACAGAUUAUCCGGAUUUGCAGAGCUUAAUCCACCCCACCAUCUACUUGAUACGGCGCGCAAUCUUUCGAUCCAAACACACGACUCCCAGUGAGGCCGGCAGAUUCUCGCUCAAUAUACGCCCCCUAUCUGAGUUAAUCGACAUGUAUCACACACGGCAGGCUUCAGAUCGUCGUGAUAAAGUAUAUGCGCUGCUCGGAAUGUGCUCAGACAACCAUGGUUCAGCUCUAUCUCCCGAUUAUAAUAUUCCGUGGAAGCAACUAUUUAUUCGACUAAUCCAAUUUAUUCUCGGUGAUUGCGUAUCUUAUGGAGACGAAGAUUCAUAUACUCUAACGGCCGUUAGAGAGUUGGCAAUGGUUUACAAGAAAAUGGACCGCCUAAAAGAGGGAGAGAAACUAGAGGAGAUGGCAAAUUUAAUCGACCGAAGUGGGGAACACUGCCAGAUUACAGAAGAGGGGAUGAUGCGCCUCGCAAGGCUAUUUGACAAGGACGUGAUGGAAUUACUAUUAUACAAGAGAGGGGACGAAGCCAUCGUUACGGGAAAAGUCAUCAAAGCUGCAUUACAGAAUUUGGACCAUAGCGAAGCGAUACUGACACUACUACUCGGAAACUACGAGCACCAGAUUGCUAUCACAGAGGAGGCUAUUGAGUUUGCAGCACAGUAUUCAGACAGACUGACGAUGGAGCUGUUUCUGAUGAGACGAAGAGAUCAGAUCCCGAUUACAGAGAGAAUUCUCCAAGCUGCGGUAACAAAUCCGCAGAACUACGAUAUUCUACCUCUGCUACUUCAAUAUAAAGGGAGACAAGCUCCUAUUACAGAAAGAACUAUUGAAGCUGCACUGAGAAGAGGCUAUCAGUGCCCUCACAUACGAAUGCUUCUUAACUGUCAAUGGAACCAAAUUACGAUUCCCACGGUAUAUGUCGAGGCUAUUGUAUGGCAUAAUGGAGAGCUGCUGAACCCACUACUUGACCUCCACGGAGAUAAAAUUACCAUUACAGAGGAGCUUACAAAAGCUGCAGCAGCAAGUACUAAAGCAACGAUGUCGUUACUUCUUACACGGCGAGGAGAUCAAGUUAUCAUCACAGAGGAUAUUAUCAAAGUCGCAGCAGGAAAUCAGAACGACGGCCUAGAAGUAAUAAAACUACUCCUCGAUCGGCGAAGAGACCAAGUCACUAUCACAGAGGAUAUUAUCAAAGUCGCAGCAGGGAAUGAAAAAUACGGUGUAAAAAUGAUGCAACUGAUCCUUAAUCAGUGGGGAGAUCAAGUAAUUAUUACAGAGGAUAUUAUCAAAGUUGCAGCAGGAAAUGAAAGACGGGGUGUGGAAAUAAUGAAACUACUCCUUGAUCAGCGAGGAAGUCAAAUUACCACCACAGAGGAUGUCAUCAAAGUCGCAGCAGGAAAUAAAGGACGGGGCUUGGAGAUUAUGCAACUACUCCUUAAUCAGCGAGGAGACCAAAUCGCUAUCACAGAGGAUAUCAUCAAAGCUGCGGCAGGAAAUGAAGGACGGGGCAUGGAAAUGAUGCAACUACUCCUUGAUCAACGGAGGGAUCAAAUCAUGGUCACAGAGGAUAUCAUCAAAGCUGCAGCAGGAAAUCAAAGGCGGGGCGUGGAAAUGAUGCAACUACUCUUCGAUCAAAGGGGAGACCAAGUCACUAUCACAGAGGAUAUUAUUGAGGUUGCAGUAGGAAAUCGACAUGGUGUGGAAAUAACAAAAUUACUCCUCAAUCAGCGAAGAGAUGAAAUUGCUAUUACGCAGUGUGUUAUUAAGGCUGCAGCAAGAAAUGAAGGUCACGGCAUGGAAAUAAUAAAAUUACUCCUCGAUAGUCGAGGGGGCCAGGUUAUUAUCACGGGAGAGUUUAUCGAAAACAUCUCAGGAAAUUGGCGUGGUUAUGGUAUAAUGGAUCUACUUCUUCGUGAAAGAGGAAACCAGAUUACUAUUACAGAGGAGGCUCUGAAAGUGGCGGCAGGAAAGGAUUCUAGUACAGAAAUAAUGGAGCUUCUCAUUACGCGUCAGGGAGACCGGGUCAUUAUCACAGAGGAGGUU